This is a messenger RNA of Mixia osmundae IAM 14324, 972 nucleotides long. RefSeq lists its product as uncharacterized. The transcript is spliced from 2 exons. Gene Ontology annotation, molecular function: RNA polymerase core enzyme binding; RNA polymerase II CTD heptapeptide repeat phosphatase activity. The coding region runs from base 1 to 972 and encodes 323 amino acids. The record is from RefSeq and is a predicted model, not a curated record. Lineage: Eukaryota; Fungi; Basidiomycota; Mixiomycetes; Mixiales; Mixiaceae. Gene Ontology annotation, cellular component: nucleus; cytoplasm.
AUGGUCUCUGCAGCAGUGCCGAGAUCUAGUCAUGGCCUGAAUGAGCCGGUCGAGAUCCUAGCGACUAAUGGCUUGCCAAUCGCGACUGUCCAGCCCUUGCCGAGGCAGACCCAUCCAGCAGGCGGAUUCACGUCGAGCUUGUCUGUCAAUCUGCCCUCGAGCAGUCCUGUAGCGAGCACGAGCAGAGCGCACUACGAUGACAUUCAACGGACGAGUGAGCACAGAGCCAUCUCCCGCCUGCAGAGCUCGCUCGACCUCAUCCUCGAGCUGAGCAGCGCUCCUACCAGUCGAAGUCGACUGAAGCAGUCUGCGGAUCUGAUCAGCCCUCAAGACUAUGCGGACAUCCUACUCGAGCGACACGCCAACGAGCUAUGUGCAUAUCCGACUUGCCACCACGCGCCCUCGCUGCCGUUCGAUCCGGACGAUAAGCCCGUCUACCGCAUCUCAUCACGCAAGCACAAGGUCAACGAUGUCCGAGAGACAGGCAAGUACUGCUCGCCCACCUGCAGAGAAGCCUCGCAAUUCUUUGAGCUCUACACCUUGCGCGCCAAUUCGCUCAAGACGCGCGACACCAUCACCACGCUCGCUCAGGGAAUCGUCAGAGCACCAGAUGAGCCGGUACGACUGCUCGAUGAGAUGCAGCCGAGUUCGGCUCCGCAGCGAGAGCCAGAGCCACCGAAGCUCUUGCCAAACGAAAAGGCCGUGCGCGACUUGCUCGCCACGCUCAAGAUCCUCGAACAUCCUACCCCGCAUGUGCCGCCUGAGCCACCGGCGCCAGGCAACCUUGCAGAUGCCCCUGAGCUCAUCGCACGAGCACGGGCUGCCAAGGCUACAAAAGCGUCAACAAGCAAGCCUGGCGACGCUAUUCUCGGCAUGCCCCUCGACGAAGACGAAGAGCUCGACGAGGAGACUGCAGCCAUCAUGAAGACCGGCAUGGAGCUCUUCAGACAGUAUAGAGCGGGCACAUUAUAA